CGAGCUGCCGGAGAGAAGCCUGGGGCCGGGGGCGCCGAGCGGGGAGAGCCCGGCCCCGAGAGCAGAGAGCCGCGAGAGUAGAGCGGGCGGGAAGCGGCCGGGAGCCGGAGCCCCUCAGGCACCUGCUCGACCGCCCAGCGAUCGGCGCUCACGGAGUGGCCCGCAGGCCCCCGCCCGGGCCCAGUCCCUCCCGGGGCCCCCCCAUGGCCCGGGCCGCAGCCCUCCCGCCGUCGAGAUCGUCGCCGCCGCUGCCGCUCUUGCCGCCGCUGCUGCUGCUGCUGCUGCUGCUCCGGGAAACCGGAGCCCAGGAUGUGCAAGUUCGAGUCCCAUCCGAGGUGCGGGGCUACCUGGGGGGCACCGUGCAGUUGCCGUGCCACCUGCUGCCUACAGGACCUGAAGUCCGAGUCUCACAGGUGACGUGGCUGCACGUGGAUGCAACUGGAGCCAGCAGGAGUGUGGCCGCCUUCCACCCUUCGUAUGGUCCCAGCUUCCGCAGCCCACAGCCUGGCAAAGAACGGCUGUCCUUUGUCACUGCUGGGCAGAGCACCGGGACCAGGCAGGGCACAGAGAUGGAGCUGCGAGAUGCCACCCUGGCCCUCCAGGGACUGACAGUGGAGGAUGAGGGCAACUAUACCUGCGAGUUUGCCACCUUCCCCAGUGGCACCAGUCGGGGGGUGACCUGGCUCAGAGCCAUAGCACAGCCCCAGAAUCACGCCGAAACACAGGAGGUCACGCUCAGCCUGGACCCUGUGCCCGUGGCUCGCUGCGUCUCCGAGGGGGGCCGCCCUCCCGCCCGAAUCUCCUGGUUCUCGCCCCUGGACGGGGAGGCCAAAGAGAGCCAGAUAUCAGGGCCUGUGCCUGGCACAGUCACUGUCACCAGCCGAUUCACCUUGGUGCCCUUGAGCCGAGUAGAUGGGGUCAAGGUCACCUGCAAAGUGGAGCACGAGAGCUUUGAGGAGCCCAUCCUACUGCCUGUUACCCUCUCCGUGCGCUACCCUCCUGAGGUCUCCAUCUCUGGCUAUGAUGACAACUGGUACCUUGGCCGCAGUGAGGCCACACUGAGCUGCGAUGUCCGCAGCAAACCAGAGCCCACAGGCUAUGACUGGAGCACGACAGCAGGCGUCUUCCCAGCUUCAGCAGUCGCCCAGGGCCCCCAGCUGAUCAUCCACUCUGUGGACAGACUGGUCAACACCACGUUCAUCUGCACGGUCACCAACGCUGUGGGCACGGGGCGUGCUGAGCAGGUGGUCCUCGUUCGAGAGACCCCCAACACAGCAGGAGCAGGAGCCACGGGUGGCAUCAUUGGAGGCAUCAUCGCUGCCAUCAUUGCUACCGCUGUGGUCGCCACAGGGAUCCUCAUCUGUCGGCAGCAGCGGAAAGAGCAGAGGCUUCAGGGGGCAGAGGAGGAGGAUGAUCUGGAGGGGCCUCCCUCAUACAAGCCACCAGCCCCCAAGGCGAAGCUGGAGGAGCCAGAGAUGCCCUCUCAGCUCUUCACUCUUGGGCCCUCAGAGCACAGCCCACUCAAGACCCCCUACUUUGAUGCUGGCAUCCCGUGUGCUGAGCAGGAUAUGCCUCGAUAUCAUGAGUUGCCCACCCUGGAAGAGCGGUCAGGGCCUCUGCUCCUGGGGGCCACAGGCCUUGGGCCCCCCAUGCUGGUGUCUCCGGGGCCACCUGCUAUGGAAGGGGUUUCCCUAGACUUGGAAGAUGAGGAGGAGGAGGAAGACUAUAUAGAUAAGAUCAGCCCCAUCUAUGAUGCCCUGUCCUACUCCAGCCCCUCUGAUUCCUACCAGAGCAAAGGCUUUGUCAUGUCCCGAGCCAUGUAUGUGUGAGCUGCGAUGGCUCUAGCCUCUCAGCUCUCACUUUUUGAUCCUUCAACUCUCUGCCAGGGAUCUAGUGCCCCCUGACCUCUGGCCAGGCCACCGUCAGUUAACAGACAAAAAAAAAAAAACAACAAAAUGUGUCUCAUCUGUGACUUCUACCUUGGUGACUCCACUAU
Molecule: messenger RNA, 1996 nt
Organism: Canis lupus familiaris (dog)
Lineage: Eukaryota; Metazoa; Chordata; Mammalia; Carnivora; Canidae
Gene: NECTIN2
Product: nectin cell adhesion molecule 2
Exons: 9
Coding region: 204-1829 (541 amino acids)
Biological process (GO): positive regulation of mast cell activation; homophilic cell-cell adhesion; acrosome assembly
Cellular component (GO): apical junction complex; focal adhesion; plasma membrane
Molecular function (GO): cell adhesion molecule binding
Source: RefSeq, a predicted model, not a curated record